AUGGUGCCUUAUACCUCUGGCGUUGGGGGUGGAUUCGACGCGGCGCCUCCGCGUGUACACGUACCGCAGAACUAUGGGGAGUCAAAUAUCGUCAACGACGACGACUUACGCGUCGCUUUCAACACCACCUCCGGUGGAUCCUUUCCUGCACCACCCCAUCCUGACGCCUUUCCUGAAGUCACACCUGUGUACGAGCAGUACUAUGUCCCAUCGGAGGUGAAGCACCACCUUGGGGACAUGAUACGACAAGCGUGUCGGGACCCAAGCAUACCUCAGCACUACAGGAUGUGGUAUGAGCUCAUUUGCAACCCUUCGUCUAGGUUGCAGGUGGAGAUUGGCGGCGAAUUGUUGCCACUCGAGGUAUCUCCUCAUACAGUCAAUAUGCAGGCUGAUGGGCAGGUUAUAUUGAGCACAACAUGGGAAUCUCCUGGUGUUUCCUCCGGUGCACCGCCAGUGGCCGAGAGGACAAAUAUACCUUAUGAGGUUAUGCCCGGCGCAAAUGGAGCAAUGUGCUGCUGGAAGGACUGUACCAUUGACAUUGGCUCAACGAACAUAGCCGAUAUCGAGGGGCACCUGAAAGCGCACCAUUUCGGCCCGAACGAAUGGGUCAUGGAGCGGAGAGGGAAAUGUCAAUGGAGGGAGUGCAAGUAUCGGAAGGAGCUCUACUUCAAGAGCUUUGCGAAGCACAUCGCAACACAUCAUUUGUGUUCUACAAUCGUGGAGUGCGCGGUUGCUGGCUGUUCAGACACAUUUUCGCGCCGGGAUGCCAUGACGAGGCACGUCAGCCUCAAGCACCCAGGUCAAAGGAUUCACGUCGAAUUGGAGGGAUAG
Postia placenta MAD-698-R-SB12 is the source of this 831-nucleotide messenger RNA. RefSeq lists its product as hypothetical. The transcript is spliced from 2 exons. NCBI's taxonomy places the organism in Eukaryota, Fungi, Basidiomycota, Agaricomycetes, Polyporales, Adustoporiaceae. The record is from RefSeq and is a predicted model, not a curated record. The coding region runs from base 1 to 831 and encodes 276 amino acids.